AAACUACGGUAAUAUUUCACAUGUCUCUCACCACACAAAGAAAAUCAAAGAAAUCUGAAAUCUCUGUGAGGAUUGUUCUUUCCAUUCGUCUCCUAAGUUAGAAAGUACCUCAUUCUUGGGGGCAAACUAACAACUGAUUCUCCUCCAGAUUGAGUGUCUGAAAAUGGCGAUAAGAGCUUCUCCAGUUGCCGGUUUAAGUUUGUUGCCCACACCACCAUCUUCUUCAAAUUCCUCUAACCAACUUGUUAUGCUAAGAAAACCUCUCAGAACAUCAUUCUUUAAUGGCGGUGGCAUUUCUUACCUGAAAUUAGGGAGCCUUAUCCACCAAAGAGGCAGGCUUCACCGGUGUUUGUCUCAUAAGAAGAAGAUUAAGACCACACAGUCUGUGGCGGCCGCAGUUCCACCAUCCUCCAUAGGCAAUGCGGAGUAUAGGAAGAAGUUAUCGGAAAGCUACGGAUUUACUCAAAUUGGAGAACCACUUCCGGAUAAUGUUACAUUGAAGGAUAUUGUUGAAACCCUUCCCAAGAAGGUCUUUGAGAUAGAUGAUGUGAAGGCUUGGAAGACAAUUUUAAUAUCUGUCACUUCUUAUGCACUGGGGAUCUUCAUGAUCUCUAAAUCUCCAUGGUAUCUUCUUCCUCUUGCUUGGGCUUGGACAGGAACUGCAAUAACUGGGUUCUUUGUAAUAGGCCAUGAUUGUGCUCACAAAUCUUUUUCAAAGAAUAAAUUAGUGGAGGACAUCAUUGGGACGCUUGCCUUCAUGCCCCUAAUAUACCCAUAUGAAUCUUGGCGCUUUAAGCAUGAUCGCCAUCACGCAAAAACAAAUAUGUUAGUUGAAGAUACGGCAUGGCAACCUGUUUGGAAAGAAGAAUUUGAUUCAGUUCCAGCUCUGCGGAAGGCAAUUAUAUUUGGAUAUGGUCCAUUUCGGACAUGGAUGUCCAUAGCACACUGGGUGAUGUGGCACUUCGAUUUGAAUAAGUUCAGACCAAAUGAACUUAAAAGGGUCAAAAUAAGCUUGAGUUGUGUGUUUGCUUUCAUAGCAGUCGGUUGGCCGUUGAUUAUCUGGAAGACGGGUCUCAUUGGAUGGGUUAAGUUCUGGUUGAUGCCAUGGUUAGGCUACCACUUUUGGAUGAGUACUUUCACAAUGGUUCAUCAUACGGCUCCUCACAUACCCUUCAAAACCUCAGACGAGUGGAAUGCAGCUCAAGCCCAAUUAAAUGGAACUGUACAUUGUAACUAUCCUAGUUGGAUUGAGAUUCUUUGUCAUGAUAUCAAUGUGCACAUUCCGCAUCAUAUUUCUCCAAGAAUACCGAGCUACAAUCUACGGGCAGCUCAUAAAUCACUACAAGAAAACUGGGGCAAGUAUCUGAAUGAGGCAAAUUGGAAUUGGCGCUUAAUGAAGACUAUAAUGACAGUGUGCCAUGUUUACAGUGAAGAACAAAAUUAUGUUGGUUUUGAUGAAAUAGCCCCUAGUGAAUCUCAGCCGAUUACUUUCUUAAAGAAAGUGAUGCCAAAUUCUGCAUGAGUAGAGGGCUGUACUUCAGGGGGAGGAAAAUCCUUUUAUAUCCCUGAUGUGAGGUGUUGUAUUCUUCUAUAUUUUGGCGAUGUUUUCCCUUGCAACUAUAGGGUGGAGCAAAAUCAGAACGGAAGUUUAUUGCCUUAUUGUAUCGGUUUUACCAACUCUGGUCUAAAUUAAAGUUUUUCUUCUUUUCGAAAAUGAAAAAA
This is a messenger RNA of Papaver somniferum (opium poppy), 1722 nucleotides long. RefSeq names its product omega-6 fatty acid desaturase, chloroplastic-like. Gene Ontology annotation, molecular function: oxidoreductase activity. Gene Ontology annotation, biological process: lipid metabolic process. The record is from RefSeq and is a predicted model, not a curated record. The transcript has 9 exons. The coding region runs from base 164 to 1522 and encodes 452 amino acids. NCBI's taxonomy places the organism in Eukaryota, Viridiplantae, Streptophyta, Magnoliopsida, Ranunculales, Papaveraceae.